Messenger RNA from Poecilia latipinna (sailfin molly), 6817 nucleotides. It is a transcript of the gene tnrc6c1, whose product is annotated as trinucleotide repeat containing adaptor 6C1. The transcript has 21 exons. The record is from RefSeq and is a predicted model, not a curated record. NCBI's taxonomy places the organism in Eukaryota, Metazoa, Chordata, Actinopteri, Cyprinodontiformes, Poeciliidae. Gene Ontology annotation, biological process: positive regulation of nuclear-transcribed mRNA poly(A) tail shortening; miRNA-mediated post-transcriptional gene silencing. Gene Ontology annotation, cellular component: nucleoplasm; P-body. The coding region runs from base 130 to 5748 and encodes 1872 amino acids. Gene Ontology annotation, molecular function: protein binding; RNA binding.
AAACAAGAAGAGAAGAAAAAGAAAGAAGCUGCACAGAAAAAGUGAAGCUGAGGCUUAUCCCAUCUGGUGAAAGGCAGGGUAUAACCUCGACAGAUCGCCAGGCCAUUGCAGGGUUUUAGAAAAACAUCCAUGCAUGCACGCAGCCUCUCUCCUAAGACCACAGAACAGAUAACCAAAGUGCCAGACUCUGCCAGGCUCGACCCCACCCCUCCUCUUCUCCCCGCCAACCCCGGUGCCAUCCCACCUGUACCCCAAAGCAGUGGAAAUGGGAAGCGCGCCCCCUCCGGAUGCCAGCCGCAGACAGCACAGCAGCCGCAGACUUUGCUCCAGCAGCAGCAGCAGCAGCAGCAGCAGCAGCAGCAGCGCUACCUGCCCAGAGAGGUGCCACCGCGCUUCCGCCAGCAGGAGCAGAAGCAGCUGUUGAAGAGGGGCCAGCCUCUGCCUCCCGGGACCCUGCCUCUCCUUACCACGGGAUAUCCCGACACUAGUGAAUCUGCAGCAUCAACCGUAGCCAUAAACCCCUCUUCGUCCUGUACCUCUUCCUCCUCAGCCAGCUUGCCCACAGUACUGCCCCCGCAUAGUGGCCAAGGAACCCAGUAUGAUAACCCCCCCUGGGGACACCUGCCAGCCAACAGAAGUGCCACAAGUGCUGCAUCUUCCACCAGUCCCAGUGGCUGGGAUCAACUGAUAAUUGACCAGAAGGACUCAGAGGCUUGGCCUUCUAUUACUCUCAGUCAGAGCCAGGCUUCUCCAGCAGGAUGCCCUUUGGACACUGACCCUGGUCACCUGACCACCAGCAGCAGUAGUUCAAGCAGUAGUUGUAGUGCAGUGAGUAUGGCCACGGGAGCCAAUAGUCAGACAGGCCACUUCCCUGCCAACCACCUUAACAGCAAAGCCAACAGUGGGCCUAGCCCUGUCAAUCAUACUGGAACCAGCAUGCUCUCUAGCCAGGUUGCAACCAAUCGCAGUUGGGGAUCUGGGCCAGGACCUUCUCAUUGCCCCCCUCAGUCCUCAGUGGGUAAUGAAGGGAAGUGCGAUAGCCCAGUAGGAGGGGGCAGCAGGGGCUGGGGUUCCUCUUCAUCGUCCUCCACCACCAACUUUAACUUGAACCUAAACCCUAAUGCCAACCCAUCUGCAUGGCCCGUGUUGGGGCAUGAUGGAGGAGGCACAGGGGGAGGCAGCUCAGGUGGAGCCAACACCAUUUCAUCUCCUCAACCCACACCUAAUCUCUGUAACCCUCCUGGUCCCCCACCAGCCCAAACCAGUGCCUGUUCUGGAGCCAACAAUAACGGCAAGUCUUCUGGGAUUGGCAGCGCAUGGGGUACCAUAAUGACUUCUGACGAGUCACACCUCACUCCAUCCACGAAUGUGUCUUUCAGUUCUGAACCUCAAAACCUUAAAACUGAUGGACCAAAUCAGACUAAAAAACAAGAACCUCCUAGCCCGAUCCAAAACUUGUCUGGUUGGGGCAGCUCACCUGUAGGCUUGGGUUCUAUGGGGCAGCCUCAACCAGGGGGUUCACAGGUCAACGGAGAAGAAGGGAACUCUUUGUGGGGUAAUGGUGGCAAUUCAAAGCCAACUUCGUCAAAGGAAGGAUCUGGCUGGGAUUCCGCUUGGGGCAAUGUGGGAGGUGGAACUGUAAAGUCUGGAGGCUGGAGUGAACAGUCCAGUGGAGACUGGGGGAAACAGCAUAGCGAAGAGGCCCAGGGAGGCUGGGAUACGCCCAGCUCUCCUCCCCAGGAUUCACAAGCCAAUACUUGGAGCAGAGCUGUGAGCACAGCUGGUGCCAGUGAAGGGAGCAGUGACAGCAUGGAAGGAUAUCCCCAACAGAGAGAUCGCCCAACCAGAGAGAAAACAGUUCCUCUGAUGCCUGCCCAGGAUCUGGACCCCAGGGUGCUGUGCAACACUGGCUGGGGUCAGACUCCUGUUCGCCAGCACACAACCUGGGACAUGGAUGAUUCUAAACGCAAGAAUGACGCUGGCACUGAUUCAUGGGGUUCUGGGCCUACAGCCCCAAGCAAUGUCCAGGGACCCUCAAACACUAACACGGGCCCCGCUCCGAGGUCUGACUCUGGCAACAAAAAUGAUGUGCCUGGUUCACAGGGACCUUCUGGUUGGGGUGGAAGCAUGGCUGCUUCACAUGCGCCCAGUUCCGGUUGGGGAGACACACCCACCAACGUAAAGCACCCAGUAGGGCCUAGUGGAUGGGGUAACCCUCCAGCAGGAGCCCCUUCCAACAGCAUACCCAAGAACGGGGCUCAAUCUUGGGGGGAGGAGAAAUCAUCUGGCUGGGAUGAUUCACAAGGCAAGUCAACAUCCCAGAGCUGGGGAGAGCAACCCAAACCAUCCAACUCCUGGGGCAGCAGUGGAGGAAGCAAUAACACUGGCGACUGGGGAGAACCAGAAGAGAGUAAAAAGAGCUCCUCUGGCCCUGACUGGAAAGGAGAAUCAGGAAACUGGAAGGAGAACAAACGAGAUUGGGGAAUGUCUUCCUCAGGACAUGGAGGUUCUGGAGCUGGAAACAGUGGAGGCUGGGGUGACUCCGCACCUCAGCGCCCAUGUGGUCCCCCUCAAGGCUGGAUGGGCAAGCCUCAGGAUGGGCCCAGCAGUAAUAGCGGAGGAGGGACUAUGGGCUCUUGGGGUGGCCCCGGCUCUGUGAAACAGGGUGCGUCCUGGGGCGGUGGCAAGAAAGAACCCUCAAAUGAGGCGACAGGCUGGGAAGAGCCCUCUCCGCCUUCUAUCCGUCGCAAGAUGGAGAUAGAUGACGGGACCUCUGCCUGGGGCGACCCCGGUACCUACAAUAAAGCAGUCAACCUGUGGGACAGGAACAACCCAGGGGUGGUCCAGGCUAAAGUUACCACAGGAGGUAGUAACCCUCCAGGUCCUAGCAAUAACCAUCCCCACGCUCACAGUCACUCCUAUCAUGGGCCGCCUGCACCUUUACAGAACCAUAGCCAAAAUGCUCAAAACCCAGGCCCUGCCAGCGGGGCCGUAGAUCCUUCAGUGCAACACCAGUCUGGAACGUCUCACAUCAGGGGUCCUCUGAUAGCUCAAGGUUGGGGAGAGCUUCCCAGCUCCCACACAAAAUCUGAGAGCUCUUGGGGAGAGCCGGCACCCUCUCCAGUCAGCGUGGAUAAUGGCACAUCUGCUUGGGGCAAACCGAGCGGAGGCGCCGGAGGCUGGGGAGAUGGCAACCCAGACAACUACGGCAGGAGCAACCCAGCGAUGACGGCAGCGCCUGUCAAACCUGCCUCCAAACCUAUGCAAGAUGGAUGGGGAGGAGGAGGUGAAGAGCUCAGCCUUUCAGGGGGUCAGUGGGACUCUGAGGAGGGAGACAUGUGGAACAGCACAGCCUCCCAGGAGAGCAACUCUUCCUGUAACUCCUGGGGCAACGCGUCCAAAAAAGUCCCACAGAAAGUAAAGAUCCCAGGGAAACAGGAAGAUGCCUGGAUCAUGAAACAGCUCAUCAAACAGCUCACAGACAUGGGCUUCCCUAGGGAUCCAGCAGAGGAAGCUUUGAAGAGCAACAAUAUGAACUUGGAUCAGGCCAUGAGUGCCCUGCUGGAGAAGAAGACUGAGCUUGACAAGCGUGGGAUCGGGACCGGCGGCCACGACUACAACAACGGGCUCAUCAACAAGCCCAUGAGUUGCCCUCGGCCUCCGCUUCUCUCCAAAGACCCCUCGACAGACCCUCGCCUGCCCUUCAUUGACAAGCAGAUGCAGAGUGGAAUGUUUGGUGGUGGUGGAGCAGCACAAACCCGGGCCAUGCAGCAGCCGCAGCCGCCUCCUCAGCCACCAGUGCCGCCUCUCAGCUCCUCUCAGCCUAGUCUACGUGCGCAAGUGCCUCAGUUUCUCUCCCCUCAGGUUCAAGCACAGCUCUUACAGUUUGCAGCAAAAAACAUUGGUCUGAAUCCUGCACUUUUAACCUCACCAAUAAACCCUCAACAUAUGACCCUUCUGAAUCAACUUUACCAGCUGCAACUGGCAUACCAGCGUUUACAAAUUCAACAGCAAAUGUUGCAGGCACAGCGCAAUGUUUCUGGCCCCAUUCGACAACAAGAGCAGCAAGUUGCACGUACAAUCAAUAACAUGCAGCAGCAGAUCCAACAACACCAGCGUCAGCUGGCCCAGGCUCUGCUAAUGAAACAGCAGCAACAGCAGCAGCCGUCCCACUCUGGCCUGCAUCCUGGUGGGGCCAAAUCCUCCCUGGAUUCAUAUCCAGGUCACCCCCAGACUCCGGUCCUACCCGACCUGCAGACCAAAGAGCCGCAGUCAUCUCCCAGCACCUACAGCCCCUACGCUCUCUCUGGACUGAAUCCAAACAUGAAUCCAAACUGUAUCGACGUGGGAAGCCUUCCUAUGAAGGACCCACCGCUACCGCAGUCCCGGCUGUCACAGUGGACACACCCAAACUCCAUUGAAAGCCUUUCUGGAAACUCGUCUCCUCUCGAGCCCAACCUGGGAAAACAUGGAGCCAACCUCGGCCCACCUGGAAAGCCUCCUCAGAUAGACGACUCCUACAACCCCUACAACUUGAUAUCAAGUUCAGAGUCUCCGACCAGCCCCUUGGUUCCUCCGGAGAGCUGGGGUCAGGGCAAGAACAGCAGCGACAAGAUGGCCAACGGGACCAAUAUCAACUGGCCUCCAGAGUUUUGUCCUGGCGUGCCCUGGAAGGGUCUGCAGAACAUCGACCCUGAGACCGACCCCAACGUGACUCCAGGCAGCGUCCCCAGCGGACCUACGAUCAACACCAACAUCCAAGAUGUCAACCGCUACCUGCUCCGGGACAGAAGUGGAGGCUCCUCUCCCACCUCAUCUCAGAGCGAGGCUCUGCCUCCGUCCACCGAUUGGCCAGUCAGUGCCUACUCUAGCUCGUUCAGUCUUUCUUCCACGGAGAUGGACGACGCAGGCAAACUGUCAGAGAUGAAAUCGACCUGGUCUCCAGGUCCCAUCUCUCACAGCCAGGCGUCUCUGUCCCACGAGCUUUGGAAAGUCCCCCAGGGUCCGCGGAGCAGCACCACGGCUCCUUCCCGCCCCCCGCCCGGCCUCACGAACACGAAGCCCUCCUCCACCUGGGGCGGGAACUCUCUGGGUCUGGCCCAAGGAUGGAGCAGCUCUUACACCACAGCAGGUACCACAUGGAGCACAGACAGCUCCACCAGGACCAGCAGCUGGCUGGUUCUGAGGAACCUGACGCCACAGAUUGACGGUUCCACUCUGCGUACGCUGUGCAUGCAGCACGGCCCCCUCAUCACAUUCCACCUCAACCUGACACAGGGAAACGCCGUGGUUCGCUACAGCUCCAAGGACGAAGCCGCCAAAGCUCAGAAGUCUCUGCACAUGUGUGUGCUGGGGAACACCACCAUCCUAGCAGAGUUCGCCGGGGAAGAGGAGGUGAACCGCUUCUUUGCACAGGGCCAGUCGCUCAGCGGGACGACCAGCUGGCAGGCCACCCCGGGAACCAAUCAGACCAGGAUGGGCGGAUCCGGAUCCGGAGUCGCUCAUCCCAUCGGUCACUCACCCCACUGGAACAACAACAACAACAGCGGCAGUGGCGGCGGCGGCGGCAGCAGCGUCGGCCUCGGAGCGGGCGGGACUAAAACGGGCGGGGAGUUGCUUUGGGGAGGCGUUCAGCAGUAUUCCAGCCUGUGGGGACCCCCGAGCGGCGAGGAGGGACGAGUCAUGGGGAGCCCCACGCCAAUCAAUACGCUGCUGCCUGGCGACCUGCUGAGUGGAGAGUCCAUGUAGGAGGGGGAAAAAACUGACAAAGAGGAGCAAAAACCUUGCAAAUCAGUGUGGAGAUAAUCAAGUGUGGAUGUGAAGACGAGGAGGAGAGAGACGAGAGGAGGACAAGGCUUCAUAUUCGCUGCUUGGCUUUGUCCGCCUCCUCUGCUCUUUUUUUUUUUUUUUUUUUUGCGCGGGUUAAAAGGCAUUUCAGUCGCAGUUAUUUUGUGGUGAGUUUCGGAUCCCGGCGUUUCAUUUAUCAAAGAACUAAGGAAAAAAAAACAAAAACGUUUUACAGAAACAAGCGGGGGGGAGGGGGGUCGCUGUUCUAAACAAACUCGAGUCAACUGACAUGGCGACAAGCUGCCAUCUUUAUUCUGGUGGGAUCCCUCGCUGCCUUUUCAGGCAAUCAUAAUGCACCUCAGAGAUCCAUGGAGAAAGGCAUCAUUCCCAAAGUUCUAACAAAAACCCGUCAAUCAGAGUGGGUGUCGCACGGUCAGCCGGUCCAGACCCAACAGCAUUUGUUUCUGUCAGCACUAAUUUUAGCCUUAAACUGUUUCCUGCCCUGCUAUCCACGCUCAACUCUUUACUCGGUAAAGAAGCUUACGGAGAACUUGCACACCCUUAUUUCUGAGCCAGUGAAACCUGAGUGGAAAGUACAUGCUGCUGCAGCUCACGACGUCAGUGCAUUUGAGUUUUUAUUGUUUUUUUUCUCCCGCAGUCGGAUCGAGUCCCCACCCCCCCUCCACUCCCCAACAAACACAUCGCUCAAAGGGAAUGAUGCAACUUUGUUCGCCUUGCUCAAACCAUUUAUUUUUCUAGUAUUUUUUGAUGAUUUGUUUUCUUGAACCAUUGCAAACAAAGCUUAAAAAAAAUGAUGUUAUUCAAAUGUGUCUGUCGACCGUACCUGGUGGGUGGAUGUACAUAUGAUGAGAUGAACCACUGCUAAUACAAAGGAACUGUAAAAAAAAAAAGACAAACACGAUGAUGCACCUCAGCCUUUCUAUGGGCUCCUUUAUGUUUUUUUUUUUUUUUUUUGCAGUUUGUCUCAACCUGUCUCAGUGACAUUUUGGGAGAAAUUAAAGAAAAAAAA